GUGCGUGUGCGUGCGCAGCCGAGCGAAGAUGGAGAUCUUUGUCUGUGCUAUCUGUGUUCUGAUGCUGCUGAGCUGCGCGUCGGAGCCAUGCGAUGAGGAAGUUCUAGAGUCGAACAACGCCAGCUACCUCUGGUCCUGGUUGCUGGACCCAGCCCGGCUUGUGAUAUUCGCCGUAAGUCUCUUCAUCAUAACGCUGGGCUCCAGGCGGGCGGUCCACCUGGAUAAAACAGGUUCUGACAGCGAGACUGACGGUGUCCACACCCUCAACAACUGGCACAUUAUUCUCCUGCCCUCCGUAGGCUCCCUCACUCUCAUUGUCUUCUUCUACUUCUUUGACUUUAUUCAGUUCAUCUUCACCGUCAUCACUACCUUUGUGUCACUGAUUGCACUGUACAACCUCCUUCACCCAACCAUUGAGAACCUACAAAUACACUGCAAAGAUAGUGUCUUUGCCACAAGUCAGUCGCUGCAGAAGGCAGUGACACUGUUGAUAUCAGGAGGUGUGGCUGGGCUCUGGGUGGCCACUGGCCACUGGUUCUACCUCGAUGGUGAGAGAAACCGACUGCGCGAGCAUGACUUGUGUGUCCCCAAUACUGAACGAUGAUGUCUGAUGUGCAUAUCUAUGCUCUUUUCAAUGAAUUCUGUUGAUGUGCAGCUGUGCUCUUUAGCCAUGGUUAUAUAUAGCCCGCCGGUCAUCCCACACCCAACACCACGCGCUGCCUUCCCCGACCCACCAC
Molecule: messenger RNA, 737 nt
Organism: Geodia barretti
Lineage: Eukaryota; Metazoa; Porifera; Demospongiae; Tetractinellida; Geodiidae
Source: the annotation of a GenBank genome assembly